Messenger RNA from Zea mays, 1139 nucleotides. RefSeq names its product rRNA-processing protein 17. Gene Ontology annotation, cellular component: nucleolus. Gene Ontology annotation, molecular function: rRNA binding. The record is from RefSeq and is a predicted model, not a curated record. Bases 255 to 908 code for a protein of 217 amino acids. NCBI's taxonomy places the organism in Eukaryota, Viridiplantae, Streptophyta, Magnoliopsida, Poales, Poaceae. The transcript is spliced from 4 exons.
AAUAUUAAUUAGUUUGCAGCUCAAGAGAGGAUUUCACGAGAGGGUUGUACUAGUAGAAGAUAUUGGAGAAUUGAUACAUUAUCCAAUGCAAAAGUCUAUAUAUUCAAACACCGGAGCAAACAGUCGCGCAGCCUCCACGGCUCCACGUGACCUCCCAAACCUAGACCUAGUUGUCCUUCCUGUUCAACCUGCAUAGCGGCGGCGCGUCCUGCCUUCAGAGAGAGAGGGAGAGAGAGCGCUUGAUCUCCGUAGGCAUGGCAUGGGAGGAGGAGGCGGUAGAAGAGGAGGAUUACGGGGAGGAGAUGUCGGCUUCGGAGUCGGAGGAGGACGUCGUGGUGGGGCAGAUGCCGACGGUUAUGGUGCCAAAGCAUAUCAAUAAGCGGUCCCUGAAGAACAAGGCGCUGUCUGUUACCCUCGACAAGAAAGCGCUCAGGGAUUUCGUGACUGGGUUCCACAAGCGGAAGAAAAAGAGAAGAAAGGAGGCGCAGAAGAUUUUGCAGGAGAAGGAGAGGAAGAAGAAAAUACAAGACCGCAAGAGGAGGAAAGAAGAGAAGGAGAUUGCUCUGUAUGGUAGAGUACUGACAUCGGAUAAAAAUGAUGGUGCUGGAUUAGAAAACGAAGAUAUCGGCGAUGAUGAAAUCAAAACCUACGAAGAUGAUGGGACCAGAACUGUAGUCACCACCAGUGAAAUUACUCCUGAAGAAGAUGACAUUGUCCCGAAAACUGUCGGCCCCGUGGCGACGAGCCUCACCAGCAAGAAUCCUAGCUCUUUUGCCAAGAAGAACAGCAGUUUAGGUGUGAAGAGGAAGCCACCGAAGAGAACGUUCAAGAGCAAGGCUAGAGCGAAAAGGGGUGACAAGAAGCGGGGUGCUGCAAAGGGUAAAAGGAAGGGCAAGGGAAUGAAGUAGUGUUUUGUGAACCCUCUGUAGGAAGAAUUAUGCUGUCACUGGCUGUGGACCUGUGGUUAAUCUCGCAUCACCUGAUCUGCAGUUUGUUUGGUAAUAUAUUGAUGAUCAUUUGUUCCGCAAACAAAUUGUUAGGGAACAAAUUUGUGAUAUCGAUGCUCAGUUGUUGGGUUGUGCUACAUGUCUGUUGCCAGUCUUGUUGGUCAAUAUUACGUAGACAGUUUCUGCUCCUUU